Osmia lignaria (orchard mason bee) is the source of this 3044-nucleotide messenger RNA. RefSeq names its product cytoplasmic dynein 1 intermediate chain short wing (gene sw). Gene Ontology annotation, cellular component: cytoplasmic dynein complex. The record is from RefSeq and is a predicted model, not a curated record. Gene Ontology annotation, biological process: transport along microtubule. NCBI's taxonomy places the organism in Eukaryota, Metazoa, Arthropoda, Insecta, Hymenoptera, Megachilidae. Gene Ontology annotation, molecular function: dynein heavy chain binding; dynein light chain binding.
GCAGAAAGUAAAUUAGUAUGAGAUAUUGAUACGGUGGUGCUGUUGUCGCAAUGCAAAAGAUUUGCAUGCGGGCGGGUCAAAUAGAUGUAGAAGAAAUCAAAACUACGGCAGUUUUUUGCAUUCUUACUUAUAAAAAUACAUUUUACAACAAUAGGUGUUAAGAAAAUAGUAUAAUGAUGUCUGACAGAAAAGCAGAACUUGAAAGGAAGAAAGCCAAACUCCAGGCUAUUAGGGAAGAAAAGGAGAGGCGUAGGCGAGAAAAAGAACAGAAAGAUAUUGAGGAAGCCACGGUUCGUGCUGCAGGAACAGAUAAAGAUCAUCGUAAGGAGUUGGAUGCUAUGCUAUCAUCAUUGGGUGUAGCACCAGUAUCAGAUGUAUUGUCUAGUUUAUCUAGUAUGAAUUCCUUGACCCCGGAACAAAGUGCUAAUGCUACUCCCGAUGCUAGUCUACAACCAUCUAGUAUAAAUUCUGCUCAAAGUAGUGCUGGAAGGAAGAAGAAUCGAGAACUUACUAUUGUAUCAGUAGCACAUACCAAUAUUCCACCGAAAGAACCAGUCGUUUAUAGCAAACAAACACAAACUAUUCAGACAACACAUACAUCGCACGACGGACUGUCCGCAUCUUCUUCUGCAUACACCAUCUACUCCUGUUCAACAACACCAACUCACUCUUACUCCGCAGGCUACUUUGAGGCUGACUGGUGGCGUCCCAGGAAAGGUGGGUCUGCACCAAACUACCUAUCUCAUGCAUUCGACUAUUACGACGAGUACAAUCUAAAUCCUGGUUUAGAAUGGGAGGACGAAUUUACAGCCGAAGAUGAAGAGAACAGCUUGCCGCAUAUGGAUGGUUUCCAAAGCAAACUUCCUCCUGGUAUUCUUCCCCAUGGUUUACCCCAAGUCAAAGAAGUGCAGCCUGCUGUUACACAAGUGGAGCAAGAAAAGGAAAAAGAAAAGCCUAAAGAAGUAAGGGAACUCAGUGAAGAGGAGAAGCAAAUGAUCAUAUUAUCUGAAGACUUCCAACGAUUUCUUGAUCGUACUAGUCGUAUAGUGGAAAGAGCAUUAGGAGAAUCUGUUGAUAUUUAUACUGAUUAUACUGGUACCAUGGACGGUGAAGAUGGAAUGGAUGAAAAGAGUCAUCAACGUCUAUGGUUAAACCGGUCAUUCUUCUGUGACCGAUGGUCUCGCAACCGUUGUGUAACCUCAAUGGAUUGGUCACCUCAGUUCCCGGAACUCCUUGCAGCUUCCUAUAACAACAAUGAUGAUAUUCCAAACGAUCCAGAUGGAGUUUGUUUGGUUUGGAAUACAAAGUUUAAGAAAACCACACCAGAAUUCAUCUUCCAUUGUCAGUCUCCAGUGAUGUCAACUACAUUUGCAAGAUUUCAUCCUAAUUUAAUCUUAGGAGGUACUUAUUCUGGUCAGAUUGUUCUCUGGGAUAACAGAGUACAAAAGAGAUCUCCUAUUCAACGUACUCCAUUAUCAGCAAGUGCACACACUCAUCCUGUUUAUUGUUUAAACAUUGUUGGAGCUCAAAACGCACACAAUUUGAUAAGCAUCUCAACCGAUGGGAAACUUUGCUCUUGGAGCUUAGAAAUGUUAUCACAACCAUUGGAGACAUUGGAACUCCAUACUAAACAAUCAAAGCCUAUUGCUGCUACUUGUUUAGCAUUUCCUUAUGGCGAUGUUAAUAAUUUCGUUGUGGGUAGCGAGGAUGGAACUGUUUAUUCCGCUUGUCGUCAUGGUACAAAAGCCGGAGUAUUAGAAACAUAUGAAGGACAUCAAGGACCAGUUACUGGAAUCAGUGCCCACGCUGUACAAGGCGGAAUAGAUUUCUCGCAUCUAUUCUUAACAUCUUCCAUUGACUGGACGAUUAAAUUGUGGAGUCUCAAGGAAAACAAACCUUUGUAUUCCUUUGAGCACAAUGGCGAUUAUGUUUAUGAUGUCGCCUGGUCACCGACUCAUCCAGCCUUGUUCGCUGCUGUAGACGAUUCAGGACGAUUGGAUUUGUGGAAUCUUAAUCAGGAUACCGAAGUGCCUACAGCUAGUGUCCUGAUCGAUGGAUGUCCGGCUCUUAAUAGGGUCUCAUGGACCCCUAGUGGGUUACAUGUGACCGUUGGGGAUGAUACUGGAAAGAUUUGGGUGUAUGAUGUUGCUGAGCAUUUAGCACAUCCAAGGAUCGACGAAUGGAACAAAUUUUUGUAUACUCAACAAGAACUGAAACACAACAAAGCAGACGAAGAAUUGCAUAAACUAAAUCUGAGGGAGCCUGCUUCCUUAACUUCUAUACACCCCUUGUUAACCACGGGCCCUCUAAGAUAAAGAUAUUAUUUUAUUCAAAUGUCAUUGUCACGUUCGGUUUGAGUACCUUAAACUUAAAAAUCAAAUGAAUCUAACCUAUAAUCUGAAAGGAACAAAACGAAAGUGUAUUGUAUUAAUUGCAGUUUAUCGAUGUAUCUUUAAGUAUUUGUAGAGUAUUUUCAUUCUGUAUAAAGCAUUGAACAGGAAAAAAAGAACGUGUGAACAUUUAACACGUAUAUUUGCUAUGUCUUUAAACGGCUAUAAAUUCAACAUGUCUAGUAGGAACAGUAUAUGUUUAUUAAAAUGCAGUAAGUACAUUAAGCAUGUAUGCAACAUAUCUGUGCAUGUAAAUAAUCAAAGCUAUAAAUACCAAUGAAAUUGAUGAAUUACGGAAACGAGAUAUAAUUGACAAAAUUGACAGUACGUAUAUCAAGAUAAAUUAUUAUAACGUCUUAGUUGCUAAUAUUUAUAACUGUUAUUUUUAGAAUCAUAUUUCAAAUUAUUAUUUUAAUGCUAAUACUCCUUAACCAACGUAUUAAAAGUAACAUUAUUAGAAUAACUUUGAGACGUUUAUUAUUAUUUAUAUUCUUUUAGGAAUUUAAUAUAAUUUAAGUAAUCGUAAUUUGUUUUCUGUAUAGUUCAUAAAUAUAGCAAAAUCUAGUAAAUAAAAAUGUAUAUAUAACAAUUACUUUCGAGUUAUCAUAAACUACUGGGCUUUAUCUAACAAUAAAAUGUGAUACUGUUAUUAUA